Molecule: messenger RNA, 1385 nt
Organism: Pyricularia grisea
Lineage: Eukaryota; Fungi; Ascomycota; Sordariomycetes; Magnaporthales; Pyriculariaceae
Exons: 2
Coding region: 104-1243 (379 amino acids)
Molecular function (GO): glutaminyl-peptide cyclotransferase activity; zinc ion binding
Source: RefSeq, a predicted model, not a curated record
CUGUACUAAUAAGCUUGAUUAAUUACAAUGUAUUUGCGCAUCGAAUAGCGUUAUAAUUAAUGAGAGCGAAGUAAAAACGAGGUUGCCUGCUAUACAAAGAAUUAUGAAGGGCCCUAUUUUAACCGGCCAAUUGUUGCUCCAUCUGCUUUUGACGCCUCUAGCAGCCGCUUACGAACAGCUUUCGGACAACAGCCUCAAGGACAUACCGGGCGCAGGCGACGACUUUGAUAUCAGCACGGGCCAGCUCUUAGCCCCGAUAUUGAUCCCGCGAGUCCCCGGAACCCCGGGGUCGCAAAAGGUCCAGGAUCAUUUCGUGAACUUCUUUGCACGGCAGCUUCCGGACUGGUCCAUCAUCUGGCACAAUACAACCGCAAAGACCCCGGCAACGGGUGACGAGGAUGUGCCAUUCCGCAACAUUAUCUUCAGGAGGGACCCGCCAUGGGCCGCCGAAGGUGACGUUUCAAGGCUGACUCUGGUCGCGCAUUAUGACAGCCUGUUCCGGCCAGAGGGGUUCAUCGGGGCCACGGACAGCGCGGCACCCUGCGCCUUGCUGAUGCACGUUGCCAGGAGCAUUGACGGUGGGCUGACCAAGAAGUGGUCUGAAAUGACGGCUCGUGGGGAGACUGGAGGUGGGCUGGAGGAGGAGAAGGGAGUGCAAAUUAUCCUGCUGGAUGGCGAGGAGGCGUGGGUCUCGUGGACAGAAACGGACUCACUCUACGGUGCUAGAGCACUUGCUGCCGACUGGGAAGCAGAGGUGCACCCACAGUCGUCUAUUCACCCAACCCCCCUCAAGUCCAUAUCUCUGUUCGUACUGCUUGACCUUCUGGGCGCACCCACCCCGCGGAUACCUUCGUACUUCCAAAACACCCACUGGGCUUAUCAAAACAUGGCCAAGGUCGAGAAGCGCUUGCGCAAGCUCGACCUCCUUCAGGCUCAACAGAGCAAGCCGUUCUUGGUUGAGGCUGAGAAGCCCUCGACUGCCUUCACGCAGGGAUACAUACUAGACGAUCAUGUGCCCUUUAUGAAUCGUGGUGUUGACAUACUGCACGUGAUACCGACGCCAUUCCCGAGUGUAUGGCACACCAUGGAGGAUGACGGAGAGCAUCUGGAUGUGGAGGUGCUGCAGGACUGGGCCAAGAUAAUCACGGCGUUUACGGCUGAGUGGAUGGAACUAGAGGGGUUUCUUCCGAGUGCCUUGGAGAAGAAGCCCAAAGUCGAAGAGGUUGUGAAGGACGAGCUUUAGGCUUUCUGGAUUCGAGGUCUUUGGGUGUACAUGCUAAACUUGGAUACCUACGUAUGUCUGCCGCAAUGGAUCGACAGCUGCAUGUUCGCCGAUCAUCCAAAAAGGUAACCCGACAAUCCCAAUCACAUAAAGUGUAUGCCAG